CUUCCCUUCUAUUAUUUCUCUUACUCUCCCCAUCUUGACCUUUUAAGCUCUCUAUCUCUCUUUCUCUCUCAAAUUCUAGGGUUUUAAAUUUUUUCUGAUAUCCAAAUUUUCAAGUUUUAAUUUCUUUAAAUCUUCUAGGGUUUCUUUGCGAUGGAAUCCCCUAGAUCGGCCUAUUGGUGCUACAGAUGCAACGGGUUUGUCCGGAUCCGGGUCCGAUCAUCCCAAUAUUCGAUCCACUGCCCCGACUGCGGUGGCGGAUUCAUUGAAGAAAUCGACACGCCAUCUCGAUCUCCCAUCCACCACCGUUUUUCUGUCGCCUCCAUGUACUCCGACACACCAAGCCCAGCUCUCAGCCCCAGCCCCACCGCCACUCCUCGUUUUCGCCGAGCUCGACGAAACGCUGGCGAUCGGUCCCCUUUCAAUCCCGUCGUCGUCCUCCGCGGUCCGACCUCCGAAACCGACGCGGUAGUUCCCGAAAGAGGGAACAGCAAUUUCGAGCUUUAUUACGAUGAUGGGUCCGGGUCGGGACUUCGUCCCUUACCUGCUAGUAUGUCGGAGUUUUUAAUGGGUUCGGGUUUUGAUCGGCUUCUUGAUCAGUUAUCUCAAUUAGAAGUAAAUGGAGUUGGCCGUUUCGAGCAACCGCCGGCUUCAAAAGCGGCGAUUGAAUCAAUGCCGGUGAUAAAGAUCGUUGGAAGCCACUUAAGCACGGAAUCUCACUGUGCAGUUUGUAAAGAGCCUUUCGAGCUCGAUUCUGAAGCACGGGAAAUGCCUUGUGAGCAUAUUUACCAUUCGGAUUGUAUUUUACCUUGGCUUUCGAUUCGAAACUCUUGUCCAGUUUGCCGCCAUGAAAUGCCAACGGAAAAUAACGGAAAUACCUUAGGGGAAAACGAGUCUGUUAGAGACGGAGAAGCUGUGGGAUUAACCAUAUGGAGGUUACCAGGAGGUGGGUUUGCAGUGGGGAGGUUUACAGGAGGGAGGAGAGCAACGGAGAGGGAGUUUCCGGUUGUGUUCACGGAGAUGGAUGGUGGGUUUAAUAACGCGGGUGCUCCUAGAAGGAUUUCAUGGGUGCCUAGUGGGAGAAGGUCACAAGAGAGUAGAGGAUUAGGGCGGGUUUUUCGGAGUUUUGUUUCGUUUUUUGGAAGGUUUAGGAGUUCAUCUCGUUCAGGUUCAGAUUCUGGGUUUACGAGGAGAAGUAGAUCAAGUUCAGUGUUUGGUAGGUCGUCUAGGAGGGAUAUCGACUGGGAUUUCGAGGAUUGAAUGAUGGGUGAACUUUUUUUGUUCAUUUAGGUUAGCCUUUUUUUUUUUUUUUAAUCUGAUACUAAAAUGUUGCACUUUUCCUCAAGGAAGGAAAUAUCUGUAGAUUGUAUGAUUUUACUUUGAUGUAAAUAACAACACUUCGGUGAAGGAAUGAAGAAUUUUUCGAGUUUAGCUUCUGUCCAAAGAGAAAGAGGCUUUGAUGAGCUGAUAUGUGCACCAAUGAGGCAGAAGUGGAAGAAGGAGAAAGUAUUGUGAUUAGUAUAAUCCUUUAGUGGUGGUGCUGAGAGAUUAUCUUGGAGAAAGGCAACCAAAAGCUGCAAUCAGGAACUUCAGCAUUGUAUAAAAUUUUAGAAAGCAGACAUACUAAAUUUCAAAAUAGAACAUGAAGGUAGUAUAGAGGUUUUGGGGACUGAAGAGCCAAUUUGGGUUUUUACCCAUUGCAGAGAUGAUAGAUCUCUUGAGGAGCAUCUGUUGGAUGGCGAACAAGGCUCACCUACUGGUGGAACGCCAAACAUAUGAGUGGAAGCAAAUCAUUUCAAGCGUUUGAUUCGUACAGCAUUGUUCAUUUUUUUCUCACAGGAAAAUGCCAAGUAGUUCAGUAAUAUGCCUGAUUGCUCUUGAUUCUGGUUUCUGGAUUUCUUGCCUGGUAGAAGGUGGUAAAAUUGGACAUCACAUAUGAAUAAAUCUUUGGUCGGGACCAUCCCUAUUCAGGAAACCACAAGAAUCUUGAGUCCUGACAUGGCCUUAUCCAGUAGUAGCAACCAAAUCCAUAGACACAUGCUGUAUGCAACAACCUGGUACAGAACCUGCUAUGUGUCACUUCUAACAUCCACAAUCUAAAACCUCGUACUUAUUUUUCCAGUCGAUAUAAGAACACCGUAUAAUAUCUGCUCCCACUUCUCCCCUUACUUCCCAAGUUACUGUAGCAAUUGAAUCUGUCAGCGACGGCAUCUGUUGCAUCUUUGCGGACUUUAUAUGCAGAAUGUCUGAAACAGUCGCCAGUGUUAGGUAGCCAAUCUCUUUCUCUUCCCCUUAUGUUGUGGCAGCAUUACCCCAGAGGUCAACAGUUUUGCCCUGGACCAAGACCCAGAAGAACCAAAAGA
Messenger RNA from Durio zibethinus, 2360 nucleotides. The record is from RefSeq and is a predicted model, not a curated record. NCBI's taxonomy places the organism in Eukaryota, Viridiplantae, Streptophyta, Magnoliopsida, Malvales, Malvaceae.